Messenger RNA from Gossypium arboreum, 611 nucleotides. Its product is annotated as signaling peptide TAXIMIN 1. The transcript has 2 exons. NCBI's taxonomy places the organism in Eukaryota, Viridiplantae, Streptophyta, Magnoliopsida, Malvales, Malvaceae. The record is from RefSeq and is a predicted model, not a curated record. Bases 176 to 406 code for a protein of 76 amino acids.
UAAGAUCUAUACAUAACGUGUUAACUACUGUAUCGCCAAUAAUAUUUCUAUCCAGAAAAGCAAAGUCAAUAUCACACACAAACACCUAUUUCAUCUUAUACCAUUUUCUGUGUCGCCUUUACUUACACACCGGGCCAAAAAGUAAAACAUUUUGUAAAGCAAAAAAAUUAAAAACAUGUGUUGUGAUGGAGAUUGCAGGCCCCUGGGCUUCCUCCUUGGCCUUCCCUUUGCUUUUCUUUCUCUCAUCAUCUCUAUUGUUGGCGUUGUUGUUUGGAUCGUGGGGUUGUUGUUGACACUGAUCUGUCCUUGUUGUUUGUGCGUGACGGUGCUAGUAGAGAUGGCGCUGGAGUUGGUCAAAGCUCCAAUUCAUGUCAUGGAAUGGUUCACUGAACAAAUCCCUUGUUAAUUCCACACUCACUGCUUUGUUCUGCUUUUUUUUUUUUCUCUUUUGGGGGUACAAUUUAUUGGUAGCAUACAUGUUUUUCUGGAUCUCUUGAUUAUAUGUUCUUGAUGUAGACAUGGGAUUUAUGAGGAUUCCCAAUUUAUAUUCUUGUGGUUUGGAUUUUGUUUAUUGUUGAUAUUAUUCAUUGUCAUUGGUUAUGAUAAAAUAA